Molecule: messenger RNA, 750 nt
Organism: Rodentolepis nana
Lineage: Eukaryota; Metazoa; Platyhelminthes; Cestoda; Cyclophyllidea; Hymenolepididae
Source: the annotation of a GenBank genome assembly
AUGUCCAAGUGCAUUCGUCUUUUGCAUCCUAGAACAGGUGGUGAUAUUUUUGUUCUUUCACCAAUCAAUCCCGUCUUUCUAUUUCUGCCUGCGCUUCUAAAUAUGGACAAGUUUACAACAUUGGAUGUUCUCCUGAGAUCAGAUGAGUCUCCUGAUGUUCAAGAGUUAUUUUCUGAUUCUCUUUUUGAUAAACUUUGUUCAAUUUGCGAUUCCAAAGAAACUUGUGGGUUAAAAGUUCUUCGUUUGAAUGAGCAAAAGUUAAUUGAUUGGCUUAAGAAUGGAGUCGAUAGAAUCUGUGUGGCUGCUAGGGAAAUUACAAAUUCUUGUCAAGCUCUGCAAUUGCGUGCUGUAUUAUCAGCCUCUAGUGGGGAUUCAGGUGUUGCGUCGUUUUAUGCAGAAGAUUCCGUAGCUGCGUCAACGCUGGCUGAGGGACAUUUAGAUACUUCAACUCUUCAAAAUCUAGCGUUCCAGAUUGUUGCAGAUAAACUUCCCAGUCAACUCAUUGAAAAACUGUUUACUUCGUUGGGCUUAACUACUAUUUCAACCGCCUCUAAGGAAAAUUUUCAAGAGGAGUCUGUUGUUGCAAAGAAGCCCAGAUUAUCUAAUUCCGAUGUUACCGGGCCUACCGAAGACUAUUCAAAACUGACUAAUGCUAAUAAGACGGUUUCGACGCGUUCAACUGCCCAAUCGAAGCUACUAAAGAAAGCUCAGGGCUCAAAGUCUUUAACGAGUUUCUUUGCCAAGAAGUGA